Linum tenue is the source of this 735-nucleotide messenger RNA. NCBI's taxonomy places the organism in Eukaryota, Viridiplantae, Streptophyta, Magnoliopsida, Malpighiales, Linaceae. The record is from the annotation of a GenBank genome assembly.
UCACGACUGGCUGGUUGCCGCUGCUGCCGCUUCGCCUACGUCGAAUCAACGCCCAGCUCCGCCUGCACCCGGUCGAAUCAGCAUAUCCAUGCUCUCUGUAUGCAUGCCCCCUGCAGCGGGCCUCUUUCCCUGAAAUGCUACUGUACCAGCAGGUCACUUUUUCUCCUUUCUUCCUUUCGCCAUGCCUCUUUCCCGGAAACACUGUUGUACCACAGUACCAUUUUUUUUUGUGGAGAAAACCACAGUACCAUUCACCAGCCCACCAGCCCACUCUGAUCCUGCUCAACACGCCACCGCCCAUUCAUUGCACCCCCUCUCCAUGCUCCCUUUGAUUAAUUGAAGAGCGACCUACUCCGCCCACUUCCCUCCAAUUCAUCUCUUCGCUUGCUUUUUUCUCUGUUCCCACUUCGCCCUGUCGCUUCUUGGCCUGAUCCUCUUCCGACUUCACAUCUUUUGCCUAACUCGCUCCUAUGAAUCACGUCGUCCUCUCCAAGCUCACAUGGAAGGACAAAGCUCCUGUCCUCAAAUUGCCCCUCCUCCAUACAUGGAUGGCUGCCAGCCCCUCCCGGCCCCAUGGAUUCUCCGAAUACGCGACGAUUUUGACAGAUUAAUUGGUUAUUGUAGCCACCAAACAAUGGAGGAAAUGGCUUUGUUGGCUUACAAUCGGGGUCUUAAGCUCUCUUCAAUACCAUAUCAGAAAGGUGGUGGUCAAUGAUGUUGAAAUAGUUGCCGGAA